AUGGCGGAUGCAAAUCCAGCGAAAAAACCUACCCUCAGCGACCAGGAGCGCGAUCUCGAACAGCAGGCUUUUAUUGAGUUUCAAAAAGCUGAUUACCAUGCAUGUCAUCAAACGCUGCAGAAACUGCUUAAAACGCAAGAUUGCAAUCCCAAGGUGCUGCAUAACAAGGCAGUGGUGGAAUUUUACAACAGUGAUCUACGACGGUACGAUCAGUUCCGUUCGGCAAUGAUACAACUGACCGGUUUGGUGGGUGAGAUUCGUGCGGUAGACGUAAAAGAUCGGGAGUCUUGUGCGGCGUAUGUGAAUCAAGCAAUCGUGCUGUACCAUUUCAAACAACCGCUGGCAGCACUGAAGAUAAUGCUCGCUGUUAUGGCGCACUUCGAUCGGCUGGAUGAUUAUUUGCUACGGCGGGCUGGUAUCUUUACCGUGCACUUGCUGCUCGAUACGAACCAACCCAAGAAGGCUAAUCGAUUGCUGGGAAUGCUGCAGAACCGACUAGGCAUACAGGUGUACGCCAUUCUCAGUGAUUCAGAUGAAGACGAACCACUUAUAGAUAACGAAAGCCGGAAAGAUAUAUCCGAGUUGCAGUUCGAGGAGUUCCGCAAAGAGUUUCGGUUAAUAUUGAUUCGUUCCAAUUUACUCAAUGGAAAGAAGAACAUGUCCAUCCCACUGGAAGAUACUUCGGAAUACUCCAUCCUCAAAGGGCAUCAAUAUUUCUUGGGCAACGAUUAUCAAAUGGCUGCCAAGGAACUUUCGAAGCAGUUCACUAAUGAACCGGUCAGUGUGAACAAGCACGGUGAAGAUCAGAAUACGAUUCUGGCAAACAAUAUGGGCGUAAUACACUUCUCGGUAAAACACUACGCACUGGCAGCGCGAUUCUUCCAGCAAGCACUGCUGUUUGACAAAUCUGCAACGGAAGACACAUCGACGGAAAAGGUUGAAGGUUCCCCACUGUACUGCGUCGGUGCUACAAAGCGACCCGAAAUCCUGUACAACCAUGGACUUGCUUUGCUGCACCUUCAACGUCCCAAGGAAGCUUUCGAAUGUAUGCUGAUAGUGUUAAACUCGAAUCACAAUAAUCCCCGCCUAUGGUUACGGUUGGCCGAAUGCUGCAUAAUGGUGCACCGGCAGGAAAAGCAGACACAAAACACGAACAUUUGCCACGGGACUGUGGGUAGUGGUGUGCAUCGGAAGUAUAUCCUUAAUCCUUUGCCAAAAACGGCCGUAGUUGAUGGUGACCAAUCGUUAGCCAUUCCGGCUACAACGCUCGAGUUUGGUUCGCUGUGCUUACGCAAUGCAGUCACUCUGUUGGAGUUUCACGAGCCGGAACUGAUCCGUCAAUCCGAGAGCAGCGAUAAAACGGUUGCCUGGGACAAGGUAUACGAAGGUGUACCUUGCAAUCCUUCGCUGCCGAUGAAGCUGGUCUCGUUCAAUAAGCUCAAGUGUGCUGUAUUGGCCGCGUACAGCUAUGUGCUGAAUACUCUUGGCGAGUAUAGCUUGGCGCUGAAGUAUGCGAAACAAAUGUUGACCAUGAAAGAUUUACCACAGUCUUACUUAUUACUCUCGCAUAUGUACGCAGCGGAAGCAUUGAUCAUGAUGAACCGGCCACUGGAAGCUAUAACAUACCUGGAACCAAAAUUUAUAACUGAGCUGGCCGGUGACGAUUUUGGUAUGCGAGCUUCCCCACACUGGAAUAUCAAUUCUGCCGAUGCUGCCCGCUCGGUAAUGUACUACAAUCGGGCAGUGGUGUCAUUUCUGAUUGGUGACUACGAACAGGCUAAAAUAGCGAUGGGAAACUGCAAUCAUCCGUUGGUAAUGCCGUACCUCAAGAUGCUGAACGUCUACCAGGAGCUGCUGCUAGGAAACUACGACAAAGUGCAAUUGCUGAUACGUUACGAUACGCCACAUUUGAUUUAA
Messenger RNA from Anopheles marshallii, 1917 nucleotides. RefSeq names its product CCR4-NOT transcription complex subunit 10 (gene Not10). Bases 1 to 1917 code for a protein of 638 amino acids. The record is from RefSeq and is a predicted model, not a curated record. NCBI's taxonomy places the organism in Eukaryota, Metazoa, Arthropoda, Insecta, Diptera, Culicidae. Gene Ontology annotation, molecular function: protein binding. The transcript is spliced from 3 exons. Gene Ontology annotation, cellular component: CCR4-NOT complex. Gene Ontology annotation, biological process: mRNA catabolic process; negative regulation of translation.